AUGGCCCGGGGACGACAGCCUCCUGGCGAGCAGUCCGACUUUGAAAAGCAACGACUGGCCAAUAUCGCCGAGCGAGACGCCCUCCUCAAAAAGUUAACCCAAGAAGCACAACAAGCAGGCCUCUACUCCAGUGCGACGUCCGCGGGCACGCAACAUGGCCAAAAGCGAGCCUCCAAGCCCAAGGCGCCCCCUGCAAAGCGUGUUAAGAAAGAGGCUGUUGAUGUUACCCCUCGUCGCACAUCCUCACGUUUGGCGGGCAUACAAGCGGACAGCGAUGUUGCGAGACAAAAAGCAGAGGUCGAAUACGAACAGCAAAAGGAAGUCGAGAGGCAGAAGAGGCAACGUGUCACCGGCGACCUGAGCUUCGCCGCUGAUGGAACGAGUCUGAUCGGGACGGAUGUGAUACUCAAGGGCGUCGCCAAACCGUACGAGCGCACCUUCGACGAGCAGGACAUACGCGAGACGUCAGACAAAGAACUCAAGGCGCUCAGGGAAAGAAUGAGCUCGCUGGGUCUGUGGGAUAAGUGGGAGCCGAACCGCAUAAAGAUCACGCCGGAGAGGAUAUACACCAUGGCGUUCCACCCGACGACCUCGAAGCCCAUUGUCUUUGCCGGGGACAAGAUGGGGUCAUUGGGCAUCGUGGAUGCUUCGCAGAACCCAGACACGAACGUGAAAGAGGAAGAAGCAGGUGACGAGGAUGAAGAAGAGACAGACCAAGCCGAUCCUCAAAUCACGCAUAUAAAACCCCAUACACGCACCAUAACCGCGAUGCACAGCCACCCGUCGAAACCGCAGACACUAUACACGUCCUCGUACGACUCUUCGAUCCGAGCGACCGACCUCUCCAAAUCCGUUGCCGUGGAGGUGUACGGCCCCUCGGAUCGAGAAGAGGACGAGCCCAUCUCCGGGGUAGAUAUGUCUUCCACCGACCCGCAUACGUUAUAUUUCACAACCCUGAACGGGGCGUUCGGACGGCACGAUACGCGCCAACCGCCUUCGGCGUGCGAGUUUUUUCAGCUCUCGGAGAAAAAGAUUGGCGGGUUCAGCUUACACCCGCUGCUGCCUCACUACGUGGCCACAGCGUCGCUCGACCGAUACAUGCGGCUGUGGGAUCUGCGCAAGGUGACCAAGAAAUUGCCCACGCUGGUGGGCGAGCAUGAAUCGAGACUGAGCGUGAGUCAUGCGGCAUUCAACACCGCUGGUCAAGUGGCGACGACGAGCUACGAUGACACAAUCAAAAUCCACUCAUUUGGAGUUGGUAAGCAAGGCAAGAAAGGGACGCAGACGGUGGAGAGCAUGAGUUCCUGGCCGGCAGGCUUUCAGCUGGAGCCAACGGCCAUGAAGCCGGAGGUUGUGGUGAGACAUAACAACCAGACAGGCCGGUGGACCACCAUCCUCAAACCGCGCUGGCAAACUUAUCCCGAAGACAACAUCCAGAAGUUCGUCGUGGGGAACAUGAAUCGGUUUGUCGAUGUCUAUGCCGCCAACGGCGACCAGCUCGCGCAGCUCAGUGGCGAAGGCAUCACCGCGGUUCCUGCCGUCGCCGUCUUCCACCCUUCGAAAGACUGGAUUGCCGGAGGCACCGCGAGCGGGAAACUGUGUUUAUGGAUGUAA
Messenger RNA from Fonsecaea nubica, 1614 nucleotides. RefSeq lists its product as hypothetical. Lineage: Eukaryota; Fungi; Ascomycota; Eurotiomycetes; Chaetothyriales; Herpotrichiellaceae. The record is from RefSeq and is a predicted model, not a curated record. The coding region runs from base 1 to 1614 and encodes 537 amino acids. Gene Ontology annotation, cellular component: nucleus. The transcript is spliced from 3 exons. Gene Ontology annotation, biological process: regulation of DNA damage checkpoint. Gene Ontology annotation, molecular function: protein binding; DNA binding.